Giardia duodenalis is the source of this 1611-nucleotide messenger RNA. RefSeq lists its product as uncharacterized. The transcript has a single exon. NCBI's taxonomy places the organism in Eukaryota, Fornicata, Diplomonadida, Hexamitidae. The record is from RefSeq and is a predicted model, not a curated record. Bases 1 to 1611 code for a protein of 536 amino acids.
AUGAACCUGUCUUUGUCGUCUCUUUACACGGACGACAAUAUUCUGCAGAACAUUCACAAAUUGAUCCAUGAAUGCACUGACGUUACAACUCAGUAUGAUCUGCGGCAGGAAAAGCUUAACAAAGAAACACGCAAUGUUCCUCAGUCACCCCAGCUUUUAUCGUCUCCCCGCUCACCAACUAGAAUUUUAUCAAGGAAGACUCUAGAGUACGAGCCAGUAAGGCAUCUAGAAAUACUUUCGGUCGAGACUUCUGAUGCAGUGUCACAAUGCUAUGUUUCUACUAAAAGUAAUGAAGUUCAAUGCACAGUAUCAACAGUAUUCUCUUACGUACAAACAGAAGAGUAUUGCUCUUCACAGACUGACACGCACAAGCGCCGGAACAAGGAGUCAACUAGCCAAAGCCCAACGGACGACCAUGCAGCAGCUUUUCUUGCAACAAAGCUCGACGCAUGCACGCACACGUUAGCAAAGAAAACAGAAAAAUAUGCGCAGCUUAAGGAAAGAUUUGCCGAGGCCAGAAAACUCAAUGAAGAGCUAGUGAAAGAAUAUACUGCUGCAGAGCAGCGGGCACUUGAAUAUAAAAAGGAGGCAGAGGUGCUAAGUCAGUAUAAGGACGGGGUGGAGCAAAAGCUUCUUCCCAGCUUGAAGGAACUCCAGUGCACAAAUGACGUAUUAACAGAUAAUCUUCGCACAGUCAUACAGGAUAAAGAACGACUCAUGCUGGAGGUAGAACAAAAGGAUAUUAUUGCAGUACGGCUACAGGAAGAUCUUCAACGGGCGCAUGAGCAAAUAUCCACACUUAUGCAACUGCAUCCACAAAUAGUACUAGCUGAAAAAGCAACAUGCAGCAGUGAAGACAAUAUGGUUUACACAAACACACGUGAGCUUAUCACGGACCUUGAUGCUAACAAUUCCUGUAUUGGUCCCAAGAAGGAGCUCUUAUCUAAGGGCACUGCAAUGGAUGAUAUCCAUAGCCAAAGCAGUGUCGACGAAAGAACUAAGGGAAGUCAAACUAAGCAGCGGAAGUUGAGAGACUGUGACCAACAAUAUGACGUACGGGACACAGAUGGCCUUAUAUGUCCACCGCUAGCCCUAAAAAGUAAGGACAUGUGCUCCCAGACACAGCCUGUUGUGCUGACAGCAGAAGAGGAAGCAGUCCAGAAAAACGGUGGCUCAAUAGAAUGUGAUAAAUGCACAAAGUUGAAUCGACGAAUAGUAGAGCUGGAAGCACGGGCAGGAAGCCUCUUGCAUGAUUUAAAAUUGACUGAAGAAGAGAGAGAUAAGGCUGACUGUGAGCUAGCUGCUCUAGAAAAGAAGUGUUCCGAAAGAAAAGCGCGCUGUACAGCACUAGAUAAAGAACUAAAGUCUCUGAAGGAGGCACUAAAAGAACAGCAAGAUCGUGCUAGGGCUGCCGACGAAGCGCUCGAAAAGUGUAAAGCAGAUACUACUCGCCUAACAGGAGAGCUAAGCAUUCGCGAUGCUGAGCUGCUGAAACUAGCAGAAGCAUGCACUGCACUUGAGAAGGAGCGCGACAAUGCGUAUAAGGCGCAAGCAGCUAUGCAAUAUAAACUAGAUUCUCUGAAGAGAGUGAUACAGGAGGUUAAAGAGUAG